This is a messenger RNA of Chrysochloris asiatica (Cape golden mole), 1177 nucleotides long. It is a transcript of the gene STK32B, whose product is annotated as serine/threonine kinase 32B. The record is from RefSeq and is a predicted model, not a curated record. NCBI's taxonomy places the organism in Eukaryota, Metazoa, Chordata, Mammalia, Afrosoricida, Chrysochloridae. Gene Ontology annotation, molecular function: ATP binding; G protein-coupled receptor kinase activity; G protein-coupled receptor binding. Gene Ontology annotation, biological process: protein phosphorylation; G protein-coupled receptor signaling pathway; regulation of signal transduction. The transcript has 11 exons. The coding region runs from base 86 to 1177 and encodes 363 amino acids.
CUUUGAUCAUUUUCAGAUUCUGCGGGCCAUCGGUAAAGGGAGUUUUGGGAAGGUCUGCAUCGUACAGAAACGAGACACGAAGAAAAUGUAUGCCAUGAAGUAUAUGAAUAAGCAGAAGUGCAUCGAAAGGGACGAGGUCCGCAAUGUCUUCCGGGAGCUCCAGAUCAUGCAAGGCUUGGACCAUCCUUUCUUAGUCAAUCUGUGGUACUCCUUCCAGGAUGAGGAGGACAUGUUCAUGGUGGUAGACCUCCUACUGGGUGGAGACCUUCGUUACCACCUCCAGCAGAAUGUUCACUUCACGGAGGGGGCUGUGAAGCUCUACAUCUGUGAGCUGGCCCUGGCCUUGGAGUACCUGCAGCGAUACCACAUCAUUCACAGAGACAUCAAACCCGACAACAUCCUACUGGAUGAACAUGGACAUGUUCACAUUACGGACUUCAACAUAGCCACCGUUGUGAAAGGCGCAGAAAAGGCUUCCUCCAUGGCUGGGACUAAGCCUUACAUGGCUCCAGAAGUGUUCCAGGUGUAUGUGGACGGAGGUCCUGGAUACUCGUACCCUGUCGAUUGGUGGUCCCUGGGAGUCACCGCCUAUGAGCUUCUGCGGGGCUGGAGACCUUAUGAGAUCCACUCGGCCACACCCAUUGAUGAGAUCCUCAACAUGUUCAAGGUGGAACGUGUCCACUACUCCUCCACCUGGUGCAAGGGAAUGGUGGCCCUCCUGAAAAAGCUUCUGACCAAGGAUCCUGAGAGCCGCCUGUCCAGUCUCAGUGACAUCCAGUGUGCACCCUACUUGGCCAGCGUGAACUGGGAUGCAGUGUUGGAGAAGACGCUGACGCCAGGCUUUGUGCCUAACAAAGGGAGAUUGAACUGCGACCCCACAUUCGAACUCGAAGAGAUGAUUCUAGAAUCAAAGCCGCUUCACAAAAAGAAGAAGAGGUUGGCCAAGCACAGGUCCAAAGAUGGCAUGAAGGACAGCUGUCCUCUGAACGGUCACCUGGAGACGGUGCGGAGGGAGUUCACCGCAUUCAACAGAGAGAGGCUGAGGAGACAGCAGGGUCAGAGUGGCCAGCUCACAGACACCGAUGACCAAGAGGGCAGCCAGGCCCAGGACAAGCUCCAGGAUGGAUGUAACAACAAUAUCUUCACCAACGCCUGCUCCCGAGGCUGCAACAGUUAA